Prunus armeniaca (apricot) is the source of this 933-nucleotide messenger RNA. The record is from the annotation of a GenBank genome assembly. Lineage: Eukaryota; Viridiplantae; Streptophyta; Magnoliopsida; Rosales; Rosaceae.
AUGGUUUGGAAAGGUGAUUAUGAUGACAAAUCUAUCUACAUAUGUUUGGCCGAGCACAGAGUGGAUGGCUACUCUACUUACGCUAUUAAAGCCGUUGAAUUGAGCGCCUUAUCUUCUUCUUCUCUGUCUUCUGGGUGCUCACUGAAGUUACGGCAAGUGGCUUACACAUCCGGCGAGGAUCUUCCGGAUAAUAUGGCCUGCGGUGUCUUCGGAUCCAAAAUUCUUUUGGCCGGUGGCACGAUAGGCGUGUAUGACCCGAUAAUAGCUACCCAGGAAGGCAGAUAUAACCCGGAAUUAGGCGGAUUCGUGCCAUGUCCGUGUACAGAAAUCCAAGUGUUUGAUACUCGAAAUCAAAGCCAAAGCCCCACCACCUUCAGGACCUUGGGGAGUUUCAUUGAAGGGAAAGCCAACCCCUUCCUCCUAGAGGUGGACGGAAAGCUGUAUGCUUUGGCUAGUUAUCCCAUACAAUCAUCUAUCAAUUCUGGGGGUUCUUCGUAUUUCGAAGUACUCGAUCCCAUUCGCGGGGUAUGGUCGACUCUUCCAUACCCGCCGGUUUUCAAUGACUAUAAUAGGACGUACGGCCAUGCUGGGCCUGGAGAUUUUUUUUGCUUUGUCGCAGGAUCAAACAUCUUUUGCACCAGUGCAUAUUCUCCCUCCUACUACCGAUUUGAUGUUGCUGAGCCCGUCAAGGGAUGGAGAGCACUCCCUCCUUGUUUCAACUCCGGGCCUUUGCCUGAAAAUAUAUUAGGCAGAACAUUCGUGGCAGACGGUGGUGAUGGGGAAUUUAUACUCUUCAGUUUUAGUUAUGGAGAGCCAGAGUAUCCUCAUCCGCAUAUACAAGUGCAAUUGCUGUCGUCUGAUUUUGGUUGUGUGACGACUCUAAACCGUGUGCUGCUGCCAACAGAUAAGAUACCUCCGGCUCCGCUUCGAUAG